Scleropages formosus (Asian bonytongue) is the source of this 2844-nucleotide messenger RNA. RefSeq names its product RAD17 checkpoint clamp loader component (gene rad17). The transcript is spliced from 17 exons. NCBI's taxonomy places the organism in Eukaryota, Metazoa, Chordata, Actinopteri, Osteoglossiformes, Osteoglossidae. Gene Ontology annotation, molecular function: DNA clamp loader activity; chromatin binding; ATP hydrolysis activity. Bases 131 to 2218 code for a protein of 695 amino acids. The record is from RefSeq and is a predicted model, not a curated record. Gene Ontology annotation, biological process: DNA damage checkpoint signaling; mitotic DNA replication checkpoint signaling; DNA repair. Gene Ontology annotation, cellular component: Rad17 RFC-like complex; nucleus.
AAUAUGAGCAACAGAAAGAAAGAAAAAGCGAGGGGGCUGCAAAGUGUGCUCUUCGAAAUUUAAAAUCUGAAUAUCGUCGAGGGCCGUUGAUUCGGUGAAUGUGGCCGUUUAUAAAGCAUCGCGGUUGAUAAUGUCCAAACUUCCCGUGGAAGGAAAGGCGUCAUCGAGCAAAUCCGGUAGCUGGGUCGAGCCCUCCUUCGGUGAGCUGUGCGGGGGGUCCCGUCUGAAGCUGCCCUCCUCGCUGGAGAAGGACCUUCGCUGCUCGGAGGCCAGAAGCAGGAAGACGAAGACGAAGACGUCGUCGUCGUGCGACUCCGACGACGCCGGAAUCAAGAGAAAGUUAAACUCGUGCGCGCCUGAGCCUGAGCCCCGGGGCCGUCCCAGUAAAGACGUCGCUCGGCGGGAUGUGUCCUGGGUGGACAAACACUCGCCUCGCACCCAGGGGGACCUUGCAGUUCACAAAAAAAAGAUCGAAGAGGUGGAGACCUGGCUGAAGCUGCACACGUGCAAUGGCCUGGAAAAGGCUGGUGCCAUACUGUUACUGACUGGUCCCUCUGGGUGUGGGAAGACAGCCACCCUUCAGGUGUUGACUCGAGAGUUGGGCUACCAGGUUCAGGAGUGGUCCAAUCCCUGCAGUGUUAGUGAGUUCAACACAGAGCAGUCCUACCUGCAGACCUUUGACCCUGAGUCAAGGUUCAGCAGCUACUCUGGUAGCUCUCAGAUAGCAGUGUUUCAGGAGUUCCUGCUCAGAGCCCAUAAGUACAACUGCCUGCAGAUGCUGGGAGAGAGUCACGCUUCUGCCAAAAAGAUUAUUCUUAUUGAGGAGUUUCCUAAUCAGUUUUACAGACGGCCCACAUGCCUUCAUGACAUUUUGAGGAGAUUUGUCAGGACAGGCCGAUGUCCCCUGGUCCUGAUAGUCUCAGACAGCCUCAGUGGAGAUGGGAACUCCAGGCUGCUUAUUCCUAAAGAUAUCCAGGAGGAGCUUGGCAUUUGCAAUAUAAGUUUCAACCCUGUAGCACCCACCAGCAUGAUGAAGGUGCUCAACAGGAUUGUAACCCAUGAAGCAAGCAAGAGUGGAGGUCGGAUCUCUAUACCCAACAAAGCUACCUUGGAGCUUUUGUGUACAGGAAGCUCAGGGGACAUCCGCAAUGCCAUCAAUAACUUGCAGUUCUCAUUCACAGAUCACUGUGUUCAAAGCAGCUUCUGGGCAGUGAAAAAAAACAAGUCAGAAUCAUCGUCAUCUGGCAGAGGUACAUCUAAAGCAAGAAGCAAGAGCAAGUCCGCCAAGGCCUCUGACAAACAGGAUGACACCCAAGCUGUUGGAGGCAGAGAUGUCUCCCUUUUCCUGUUUAGAGCACUGGGCAAGAUCCUCUACUGUAAACGGCAGAGCAGUGGGGAGACCUGGGAACCCAGACUUCCUGCUCAUUUAUCAAGACACCAUAGAGACAUGCUACUGGUGGAGCCUGAGCUGGUUGUAGAGAAGUCCCACAUGUCAGCUGAGCUCUUCAACCUCUACUUGCAGCAGAACUACAUUGACUUCUUCUCAGAUAUAGACGAUGUGGCUCAAGCCAGCGAGUACCUGUCUGAUGCAGACUUCCUCACUGCUGACUGGAAUACACAGGCCACCAUGAGGGACUACAGUUCCUCUGUGGCCACCAGAGGAGUGAUGUAUGCCAACUCUGCCCGGGCCCGAGCUGACAGCCAGGCUUUCGUGGGCUUCAGGCCCCUGCACAAGCCACACUGGCUCCUCAUCCACAAGAAGCACCGAGAGAACUGUCAGGCUGCCAGAUCUCUCUUUGUCAGUUUCUGUCUGACACCAGUGAGCCUCCAGACUGAGCUGCUGCCAUACCUUGCUCACCUCACAAACCCCAUGAGGAACCAAGGUCAGAUAACCUUCAUCCAAGAUGUGGGCCAACUGCCUCUCAAAACAUACUCAGGAAGGAUGAAAUUUGAGGCACUCACUGACAAAGACCCAGGGACACUUGUCCUCGAUAGGGAUGAACUGGACUCUACCCUUCAUGGAACAGGCAGCACUGAUUCUGAUUUUGGACCAGCUGAACCGGUCCACAAGGCACCUGAUUCCCCUAAAGACGUGAGCAGCAGCCAAAGUGCGAUGGCAGACCUGCCCACAAGCCAGCCACAACCUACCCCAACCCAGGCCCUAAUGGAGGAGGAGGAGGAGGAGGAGUUUGUGAUUGAGGAGUAUGACAGUGAUUGACUGCAGUCUCUCCUGCAAGCACAAGCCGUACAUACAGCUGUGAAUUAUCUCCAGAUGUUUCCUUUGUUUCUUGUUGCCACCCUUUAGGUCUGUCAUGACAAAUUCUUGAAGGACCUUGGGAGCCUACAGAAGUUGACAAGGCAUUACCUCAAGGGUUUUUUGCAGAGCCACUAAAAUAAACAAUUAUCCCAUUGUUAUUAACUUAUUAACAUAUACUGUAUUUCUUUUAAAUAGUGUGAUUCAAGGGAUGUGCAGUAUAUAGCAUGUUCAACAUCUAUUACCUGUGCAACACUUCUGGGCACUGGGACAGUUUCUCCUCUUAUCUUUGGGUGGAUUGAGUGAUGUUAUAAGAAGCAAAGGUUGCUGAAAGCAAUAACGUGUAUUUUAUUUUGUUGCCUCAUCAUAACAGAAGGUUGCGCUUGUAGUGUCUGUCUCAAUGUUGACACAAAAUAAACACAUUUUUUGUAAGUCUAAUUUCAGUCUUUAAAGUUUGUCACCCUUUGAUUUGUAGUCCUAAACUGAAUUUGCUUAUUGCAUAGAGAAGUAUGCCAGUAACAUACUUUAUAAACGUAUGCAGUUUCUAGUACGUAACCUGAACUGUAUAGCCCGUUCUUUUGCCUCGUUUA